Theobroma cacao (cacao) is the source of this 2516-nucleotide messenger RNA. RefSeq names its product YTH domain-containing protein ECT2. Lineage: Eukaryota; Viridiplantae; Streptophyta; Magnoliopsida; Malvales; Malvaceae. Gene Ontology annotation, cellular component: cytoplasm. The record is from RefSeq and is a predicted model, not a curated record. Gene Ontology annotation, molecular function: mRNA binding. Gene Ontology annotation, biological process: mRNA destabilization.
GGUGUUAGAGUGCUAGAGGGAGCAGGUGGACUAGUGGAGUUUCGCCAACUCUGCGUACGCGCAGAUAUUUCCUAUUCCUAUUUCCUCCCUCUCCUUUCAUCACUCCCAAGGUCUGCCCUUCUCUCUUCUCCUUCUCCUCACUAUUCUUAGCAUACCCACACUCCACCAAACAAACACGAAAAAAGCGAAGCAAUUCCUGUUAAUUUCUAUCAACUCUGCCCCAAACCCCUCUCUCCCGAUUCCCAGCCAAAAAUAUUUCACCAAAAUUUUACCAAACAAAAGCUUCCUAUCUCUAACAAAUACACAUAAAUAUAUCGUUUGGUCUGUAGUUUAUGACAAUGGCUCACCAAAGUUCUGAUCGCUUAACCUCUGCUGACUCUGCGGAGGCUUUGAACGUUUUGGUUCUGGAUAGGAACAACAACCUUGCUAAUCGCAACCUGUUGACUGAUAAGGAUUUGGUUACAGUUGGUCCCUUGAGGGACGGUGCGGAUCAGUCAAGAUUCAUGCCCACUGUGGUUGACUCUAAGACAACCUUUUUGUCUAAUGCCUAUUCCACCGAGGCACAAUUCCAUCUUGAAGCUGAUAAACAGGGUUCAUUCCUUCCAUAUUUGAGCGCUGAGGGCUUGGAAAGUGGCUUUCAUGGCAUCUACAAUGAAACUGCAUCUCUUGGAUUUCAUGGUUUUAGGCACAGCUCUCAAAUGCCACAUAGACCUUAUGUUCCAGUUUCAUCUCAGCUGCCUCUUGUAGGGGAUCCUAGUUGGUUACCCACUACAAGGCAUUUCCCUACCUCAGAUUCAUCUUAUCACCAGCCAUCAGUUCCUCUAAACAUUCCAAAUGUUACUUCAAAGGCUCAAUUUUCUCAUCUAGAGUUUCCUGUGAAUAUUGAGCAACAACUGGAUGGAAAAAGAUUUGGCCUGAGACCAAAUUAUCUCCCUCCAUCAGGAUCAUAUGGUGGAAGAAGCAACUUCCUGGGAAACUCUGGCAAGCAUUGCAUGCAAUAUCAAGGAUUUGAUGGGUUUGGGGCUGCUGGAUUCUGCUCAGACUGUUCAAAGCCUUUUAUUGGGAAGAGUUCUUUGUUUCAGACAUCAUAUCCAGCAGCUUCUCCAAAACGAGUUGGUUCACUAGAGUUUCCUUCAAACGACAUUGGAAUGGCUUCUUUCUUGAAAGGAUCAUUUUAUGGUUUUGUUUCUUCUUCUGGCUCUGGCUCUAUAAGCUACACUGGUAGCCGAAGUGAUCAAAGUUCUGGCUGUGGCAGUGUUUCCAGUUCUAGCUUAGGAAUAAAUGGUCAGAACUGGCCUUCGCUUGAUGAAGCAAGAGAAGGGGGAAACUGCAAGGACUUUUCAUGUAGUUGUACUGUAACACUUGAUACAUUAAGUGAGCGUAACAAGGGACCUAGGGCAUUUAAGCCUAAAAGUCAGAUAACCGCCAAAGGUUUUAUUGUUGAUAGCAGCAAGAAUGGCCCAACUAAUGGCAUUAGCAAUGGAUCAUACAACCGACAGAAUUUUGUCACUGACUAUGUGGAUGCAAAGUUCUUUGUGAUAAAAUCUUAUAGUGAAGAUAAUAUUCACAAGAGCAUAAAGUAUGGUGUCUGGGCAAGCACCCCAAGUGGCAACAAAAAAUUGGAUACUGCUUAUCAUGAGGCAAAAGAGAAACAAGUGACAUCGCCUGUCUUUCUGCUAUUUUCGGUGAAUGCUAGUGCUCAGUUUUGUGGAGUGGCUGAGAUGGUGGGACCUGUUGACUUUGACAAAAGCGUGGAAUAUUGGCUUCAGGAUAAGUGGUCGGGGCAAUUCCCAGUAAAGUGGCACAUUAUUAAAGAUGUCCCCAACAGUCAGUUCCGCCACAUUCUGCUUGAAAAUAAUGACAACAAGCCAGUAACUAACAGUAGGGAUACUCAAGAGGUGGAAUUGGAGCAGGGUAUUGAGAUGUUGAACAUUUUUAAAAAUUAUGAAAGUCAUUCAUCCAUCCUAGAUGAUUUUUACUUUUAUGAAGAACGGCAGAAAGCAAUGCAGGAAAGGAAGGCUAGACAGCUAAGUAGCAUGGUCGCUUCUCCAGAUGAUUUUGUUGGUGAAUCCCAGAACUUUGUGUCACUUCCUAAUGAUUUCGUAAAAAAAAUGUCCAAGAGCUUUGCUGAAGCUCUUUUGGUAAAUGAGAAUGAGAAAACGGGUGGAGCAACUAGAAAGAUGCUCUCUACUGCAUGUGGGGGCCUUGGGAGAUGACUGCAACAGCAAAUUUGGUCAAGAAGGAAAUCAAUAUUAUCGGUAGGCAUUUAUUAGUUUAUGCAUUUUGAAACACCUCUAAUAUUUAUUUUGAGUUCUUUAUUUGUUUAUUUUUAUUUUUUAUUUUUAAAUUUUGCUGCCCCACAAGUUUUGAGAAGGCUCCUAGUUUGGUUAACUUGGUUUAUGGAUUUAAUUUGUUUACAUGGAGAUAUUCUGAAGGAGUCUGUAAUAUAGACUUGGUUCAUAUGUAUACGGUAUAUGCACCACAGCUGAUUUUUCCUUUUAAAAUUGUUGUUACUA